Rhinichthys klamathensis goyatoka is the source of this 569-nucleotide messenger RNA. RefSeq names its product coiled-coil-helix-coiled-coil-helix domain containing 4b (gene chchd4b). The transcript has 3 exons. Gene Ontology annotation, biological process: protein import into mitochondrial intermembrane space. Gene Ontology annotation, cellular component: mitochondrial intermembrane space. The record is from RefSeq and is a predicted model, not a curated record. Gene Ontology annotation, molecular function: protein-disulfide reductase activity. NCBI's taxonomy places the organism in Eukaryota, Metazoa, Chordata, Actinopteri, Cypriniformes, Leuciscidae. Bases 1 to 447 code for a protein of 148 amino acids.
AUGACUGCAAUCAACGGGGAAGGGAAGGACCAAGUCAUAUUUGUUACCAAGGAAGAGCAUGAAAUUCCUAGCACUGUGGAACUGGUUGAGGAGGAUGCAAAUGAGGACAAUGAAGAAAAAGGUCUCAUCUUGCCAAGUGGUGAGAUAAAUUGGGAUUGUCCGUGUUUAGGGGGGAUGGCAAGUGGAGUAUGUGGAGAGCAGUUUAAGACCGCAUUCACCUGCUUCCACUUAAGUCAAGAAGAGUUGAAGGGCUCGGACUGUCUGGAGCAGUUCGGAAGCAUGCAGGAGUGUUUUCGUCAACAUCCUGAACUGUUCCCUCAGGAAGAUGAUCUUCAAACUGCAAAUCCUGGGGCAGACUCAGAGCAAAAAGAUUCCCCUUCUAUCUCUGACUUCAGCACAAGUGAAGAGUCUGGCCCUCUGCCUUCACAGUUGCCCAUAGCUACUUAAAACUGUAGAGAACCAAACUCCAUCUCAUAUUCCACAAAUUAUUUUUUACUAAAAUAUAUUUAUAUCUGUUUUUAUCUGUUAUAUUUAUAUCUAAGAUGAGACAUUAAAAGGGAGACGAGGAC